AACAAAAUUGCAUCAAUUGCUUUCUAAUUCAAAUCGUCUGUCCUUCUUCCGAAAAUGAAGUUAUUCAUUUUUUAGAAAAUCGCGCACAAUAAAUCUUCAUGUUUAAUAAAUAUUCUUGCUUCCAAUUUACAAAACUCACCGUGGACUAGUUGAUACAUAACUGUACGGAAUUCUGUAAAAAACAUAUUUCUAUUGCAAUUUGACAAGAUAGAAAACAAAAAAAAAAAUUAAAGAAACAUGACAACACACGAGCGUAAAGCAACAGAUGAUUAUGUAUCUAUCGCUGAUUUCUAUAAUGAUCGAAGUAUCUUUAUCACUGGAGGAACCGGUUUUAUGGGAAAAGUGUUAGUGGAGAAAUUGCUCCGAUCAUGUCAAGGAAUAAAAAAUAUUUAUCUUCUGAUUCGACCGAAAAAAGGACAAGAUAUUAACACACGUCUCGACGAACUUUUGAAUAGUCCACUUUUCGAUAAACUUCGUACAGAACGUCCAAACGAUUUAAAUAAGAUCAUUCCAAUACAUGGUGAUAUCACAUCUGAAGAACUAGGCAUUUCAGAUAGUGACCAAAAUUUGUUGAGUCAAUCUGUUUCUGUCGUUUUUCAUUCUGCUGCAACUGUUAAAUUUGAUGAAAAAUUAAAGCUUUCUGUUACAAUCAACAUGCUGGGAACAAAGCGAUUGCUUCAGCUUUGUCAACGAAUGAUUUGCUUAGAGGCUUUGGUGCACGUGUCAACAGCAUAUUGCAAUUGUGAUCGGAGAGAUGUGGCAGAAAUGAUUUACAGCCCUCCGUUCAAUCCCGAUGAUAUAAUUUCUCUGGUACAAUGGCUUCCUGAAGAUUUGUUGGAUAAACUAACACCAUCACUCAUUCAAUCACGUCCAAAUACGUACACAUUCACAAAAGCUCUGGCGGAAGCAAUGUUAUUAAAGGAGGCUGGAAAUUUACCUGUGGCUAUUGUCCGACCAUCAAUUGUUUUAUCUAGUGUCAAUGAGCCGCUUAGUGGUUGGGUCGACAAUUGGAAUGGACCUACUGGGAUUGUAUCUGCAGUUGGAAAGGGAAUUUUUCACACAAUUAUGUGUAAUGAAGAAAGCAUAGCAGAUUUUAUACCCGUGGAUUUGGUAAUAAACUUAAUGGUUGCCGCUGCUUGGAAAACCGGUACUGCUGAAAACACCACAAUGACAAUUUAUAACUGCUGUACGGGUAUGAAUAAACCGAUCACAUGGGGCAGAUUAGUUUCAUUGGCAAUUGAGAAGAUGAGAGAGCAUCCUUUAGAGGGAAUAUUUUGGUACCCAACGGGAAUUCUACGUAAAAACCGGACUUUGAACUCAAUCCAUUCCAUUAUUGCCCACUAUAUUCCAGCCUAUAUUUUGGACAUUCUAGCACGCAUCGCUGGCCGAAAACCAAUUAUGAUAAAAGUUCAGGAUAAAUUAGCAAAAUCUGUACAGUGCUUAGAGUAUUUUACAACACAUCAGUGGAGAUUUCAUGGCGAUAACGUCAAAAUGUUGUUGGACUCGUUGAAUGAUAAGGACCGAAAUGAGUUUCAAUUUGAUGUAAGAACAAUUGUGUGGGAAGAUUAUGUGGAGAAAUAUGUACUAGGCUUUCGUCAGUUCCUGUUCAAACAGAAUCCCUCUUCAUUAGAAGACAGCAGGAAGCGAUUGACAAAGCUCAAAGCAAUUCACCAGCUUUCCAAAUUUUUAAUAGUCAUCAUCUUUUGGCGUUUUUUGAUGGCACGUUCAAAAAGAAUUAGAAACUUAUGGAACAAGAUUUGUCUUUUUAUUUUUUCUUACAUGAAACAAAUAUUACCUUCAAUCGGAUCGUAAGUUUAACAUGACAACAAAAAAUAGGAAG
Messenger RNA from Chironomus riparius, 1840 nucleotides. Lineage: Eukaryota; Metazoa; Arthropoda; Insecta; Diptera; Chironomidae. The record is from the annotation of a GenBank genome assembly.